Molecule: messenger RNA, 512 nt
Organism: Racocetra fulgida
Lineage: Eukaryota; Fungi; Glomeromycota; Glomeromycetes; Diversisporales; Gigasporaceae
Source: the annotation of a GenBank genome assembly
AUGGAACCCUUCCAAGUGACUAUGCCAAUUUUAAAACUCAUUCUUUGUCUACAAAAGUAUAUUAAAGAAUCCCCUGUAGCAUUACUUCAUUUUACCAAUAAUACUAUCGAGUUUCUUAAUACACCAGAUAUUAAUGAGGAUUUAAUGGAAAAUCAAAUGCCUCUUUUCAUUGAAGAUCUUCACCAGGUUGGUGACCCUAUGAAAGAGUUGUGUAAAAUCGAAGAUCAUGCUACCUUGUUCCAGCAUUAUUAUCAGUUAGGAGAAAGAUUAGCGAUGCAUGAUUGGGAUGAGGAAGUUAAAAAAAAAAUGAAAAAUCGAUUUACCUAUCAAAGUUAUAAGAAUGCAUUGAGGAUUACUCAUCAUGUUUAUAGUCUUUAUUACAUACGCGGUGCCCAUAACUUACUGACUACUUGCCAUUUAUCUGCUAAUAUUUUACUAGAAAUGAAUAUUGAAAAUUUUAAUUUAUUACUGGAAAAAGCAUGGUUAGGGAGUCAAAAAGAAAUUGAACAAUU